AUGGUGUCAGGAAUUCUUACAGUCCUACCUACCACCGGUUACAAAAUUGGGCACCAGAACAUUCCCCGUAGAAAACCAACGCAAAGCAAGCAAAAACGACUGCCUUCAACCUUCCGAGCGAACCUGCUCUUCCCAGACCACGCAGCGGCUACUUUACAGAAAAGAGAGAAAUUUAUGAACAAAGAGAAAAGCGAUGCGUUGUGGCAGAAAGCUCAUGAGCGGAAUGCUAAGCGUGUUCUUAAUUUGAUGAUGCGGUUGGAGGGUUUGUGGGUGAAACUUGGACAGUAUUUAUCCACACGAGCUGAUGUGCUUCCUUCUGCAUACAUUUCAGUUCUCAAGCAGUUACAAGACUCUCUCCCAGCUCGACCGUUAGAAGAGGUUUGUCAUACUAUAGAGAAAGAACUCGGGAAAUCCAUGAAGGAGCUUUUCUUGGAUUUUGACAAAAAUUCUUUGGCGACAGCAUCAAUUGCGCAAGUCCAUCGUGCCACAUUAACUGAUGGGCGGAAGGUGGUGGUUAAAGUUCAACAUGAAGACAUCAAGACAAUCAUAUUGGAGGAUUUAAAAGAUGCAAAGUCCAUUGUUGACUGGAUAGCAUGGGCAGAACCACAAUAUAACUUCAAUCCCAUGAUUGAUGAGUGGUGCAAAGAAGCUCCAAAAGAACUCGACUUCAACCAUGAAGCAGUGCAAUGGCACCAACAUGGUUCCGGUGGUGAUUUGGUGGCAACUGGUGUGAAGGCUUUGGCAUGGUGCUGUUAUGGCAAUGGAAGCAUUAGUGUUGGCCAGAACACUAGAACCGUGUCCAAAAAUCUUGGCUGCACAAACAAAUCUGACAGUGACAAGCCCAUCAAUCAAGUGGAUGUUUUGAUUCCGGAGGUUAUUCAGUCAACUGAAAAGGUACUAAUUUUGGAGUAUAUGGACGGAAUUCGUUUGAAUGACCUUGAAUCCCUUGAAGCUUGUGGUGCUAACAAACAAAAGGUUGUUGAAGAAAUCACACGGGCCUAUGCCCAUCAAAUAUAUGUUGAUGGAUUUUUUAACGGUGACCCUCACCCUGGUAAUUUUCUGGUGAGCAAAGAACCUCCACAUCGUCCAAUUUUGCUUGACUUUGGGCUUACAAAGAGAAUAUCAAGCUCUAUGAAACAAUCACUAGCUAAGAUGUUUCUUGCUACUGCUGAGGGGGACCAUGUAUCUCUUUUGUCUUCCUUUGCCGAAAUGGGACUUAAGCUGCGCCUGGAUCUUCCAGAGCAGGCUAUGGAUGUGACCAGUGUAUUUUUCCGCACUUCAACACCAGCAAAUGAAGCUGCUGAAUAUGUGAAAUCUAUGGGUGAACAAAGAGCAAGAAACAUGAAGGCACUACAGGAAAAGACGAAUCUCAGCCGGAAGGAAGUUAAACGCUUUAAUCCAAUUGAUGCAUUUCCUGGUGAUAUGGUAAUAUUUGCACGGGUUGUUAAUCUUCUGAGAGGGCUUUCUUCCACGUUGGAUGCUCGCAUAGUAUAUCAAGAUAUCAUGAGACCAUUUGCCGAAUCUGUUUUGCAAGAAAAGAUUGCUAAAGGACCAUCAGCAAAUGCACAGUGGAUCUAUGAUACACCAGUGCAUUCUGAUGUGGAGGCAAAGCUGAGGCAGAUUUUAGUUGAGCUAGGGAACGAUGACAAAAUACUUGGAAUCCAGGUAUGUGCCUACAAAGAUGGAGAGGUUAUUAUUGAUACUGCUGCUGGAGUACUCGGUAGAUAUGAUCCUCGCCCAGUACAGCCUGAUAGCCUUUUUCACGUUUUUUCUGUAACAAAGGGCAUUGCAGCAGGAAUGUUACAUUGGCUUGUUGACAAUGGGUAUGUAGCGGUCCACCAUGUGCUUAAUCAUACAGCUGGUUUGCAAAACGCUUUGUCCAACCUCAGAGAAAACCCUUUGCUAGGGACUGACUGGGAUGAAUGUCUGAAACAGAUGGCUAUGUCCACACCUGAGACAGAACCUGGCCAAGAGCAGUUGUAUCACUAUCUUUCUUUUGGCUUUCUUUGUGGUGGAAUAAUUGAGGUACAAUACCAUGCUCAAGUGUUUGAACAUGAAAGAGAAACGAAGCUGACACAUUCAUCUGUUUUUGAAGUACUUUAUGAUUGGAAUGUUUGA
Messenger RNA from Dovyalis caffra, 2118 nucleotides. The record is from the annotation of a GenBank genome assembly. NCBI's taxonomy places the organism in Eukaryota, Viridiplantae, Streptophyta, Magnoliopsida, Malpighiales, Salicaceae.